GAGAAUAGGCCAUAGGCAUGUCAUAAUCCAUCCAUUGAGAGAAUGGGGAAGAAUGGUUUUGUCAACCACCUUGUAAUUCUCUUGAACUUAGCAACUCUCUUCACUUCACUUGCUUGUCCCUACUGCCCAUACCCAACUCCACCCAAACACCAUCAUCCCCCCAAGUUCCCACCUAAACACCCCCCAUUUGUCAAGCCACCGCCGCACACUAAACCACCAAAGCCCCCUGUCGUCAAGCCACCGCCGCACCCUAAGCCACCAAAGCCUCCAGUCGUCCACCCUCCCCCCCACAUUAAGCCACCAAAGCCCCCAGUCAACCCACCCUACGUGCCAAAGCCCCCUGUUAACCCACCCUACGUGCCAAAGCCCCCUGUUAACCCACCCUACGUGCCAAAGCCCCCUGUUAACCCUCCCUACGUGCCAAAGCCACCUCCCAUUGUCCCCAAACCCCCCAUCAUAAACCCACCAUUGCCACCCCCUUACCAUCCAAGUCCCCCCAUUGUCAAUCCACCGCCUACUCCCACCCCGGAGACACCAUGUCCGCCUCCGCCGCCGAAGCAAGAAACGUGCCCCAUUGACACCCUCAAACUGGGCGCAUGCGUUGAUGUCUUGGGUGGCCUGGUGCAUAUUGGGAUCGGCAGUAGUGCAAAGGACACGUGCUGUCCCGUGCUUCAGGGACUGGUGGAUUUGGAUGCUGCCCUUUGUCUCUGCACCACUAUUAAGGCAAAGCUUCUUAAUAUCAGUAUUAUUUUACCCAUUGCUCUUGAAGUUCUCAUUGACUGCGGGAAGUAUCCGCCGCCAGGAUUCAAGUGCCCUGCUUGACUUGAUCGAUCAUCAUUUUGGUAGAACGACUUGAAGAACUCAAGAGAUUAAUCUAUAUAUUUGUAUCUUAAUAAAUGGCUUUUGUGCUUGUUUUGAGGGUGUUUGGAUCAAGUUUCCAGGAAAAAGAAGCUUCAGCUUCCGUGAAUCAUCUUUUUAUUUGUAACUUUGUAGAGUUCAUAUUUCUCUUUUAAACCCAGUUAGACAGAAAAACAUGUUUCAAGGUUUGAUAUUACCAAAAACUGUGUCAUUUUCUUUCUGAUCAUUAUAAAUGAGAAUUUCCUCCUUUGAUUAAUGUAUGGAGUGCGCA
Molecule: messenger RNA, 1129 nt
Organism: Carica papaya (papaya)
Lineage: Eukaryota; Viridiplantae; Streptophyta; Magnoliopsida; Brassicales; Caricaceae
Source: RefSeq, a predicted model, not a curated record